Messenger RNA from Cherax quadricarinatus, 871 nucleotides. NCBI's taxonomy places the organism in Eukaryota, Metazoa, Arthropoda, Malacostraca, Decapoda, Parastacidae. The record is from RefSeq and is a predicted model, not a curated record.
GUCAGGCCUUGACAGAAUUGAGCAAGGAUAAACCAGCCAAUAAGCAGGUUGAAGCUCAUGUGAAUCAGUUUCGUCAGACACUCACCAAUGUAGAAACAGAGUUGGCCAAGCAAAUUAACUACCUUACACAGGUAUCUACAGGACAAGCACAUGAAGGAUCCAGUUACAACUCACAGAAGACCUUACAAAUGGCGAUGCACCGCUUGGAUCAUGCAAGAACUCGUGUCAAUGAAUUAGAAGCUAUCAAAAGUAAGCACAUACAACUGUUACAGCAACAUCAACUCCAGAAACAGCAAGGCAUGCCACAGCCUCCUCAGUCAUGAUAAUACUAAUUUAGUUUUAAUUUUUUAUAGUAAUGAAGCAUAAAUUGCUCCUGUAGCUGUUAAUCCAUAUUUAGUACAAUACAGGAUAUAUUUUUAUUAUUGAAUAUUGUAUUUAGAUACCUUUUUUUUUUUUUUUAAUAGUUUUGGAUUAAGAUUAAAGGUGUCCCAGGUAACUCCAUCUUGUCUUCCUUUCAUAAGUUGCGGACUAAGAUUUGUCCUGUUACUUUGUAAUGGAUCUAACAUGUUUGCCAGCUUAUCAGAAUGAGUUUUAUUGAUAAAAUUAUCUUGUAGAAUAGCUUCUUUCUAAAAAAUUAAAAAUAAUUUCAUUGAUUUGUUUUUAUUAUUGAGAAGUGAAUGAUAUAGUUUCCAACUACAUUUUAUCUUUUUAUGAGACAAAAGUUUAUCUUGGUUUACAAGUGUUUCUCUAGAUGGGCAACUGCUUUUAUCAAACCUGCAUAAAGUAAAUAAUCUCUAUGUGUUUGAACUUCAUUGGGAUGUGAUUUGUUUGUACAGUACUCCUUAUCAUUGUAUUUCUACAUGCUAAAUUA